This is a messenger RNA of Adineta steineri, 720 nucleotides long. The record is from the annotation of a GenBank genome assembly. NCBI's taxonomy places the organism in Eukaryota, Metazoa, Rotifera, Eurotatoria, Adinetida, Adinetidae.
AUGGUCGAUCGUCGUUUAUGUUUUGCUAUCUUAGCUAUAACAUUAUUUGUUUCAGUGUUACAUGCUGAACGUGCUCGUAAUGAUAAUCGUCAAGAUGAUGAAGAAGCUAUCGAUUUUGCAAGUAACAAUGAUCGCAAUAAUGAAGAUGCUUUAAUUACAACAACUUCGGCAGGUAGAGUUCAAUCAACGACAAAAGAUUCAGUAUUUGGUGGUAUGUUUGGCAAAAAAACAAGUGGUAGUUCUAUUGCUAAAACUACUGGCUCAUCUCGAACUAGUGUUAGUCGUCAAACAACUAAAUCACCUAAAGAUGGAUGUGGCCUUACUAAUCCAUGUAAAAAUGGUGGUACAUGUAAAACAUUGUCAAGUGGUAACUAUUAUUGCUUCUGUUCACAAGAUUAUUAUGGAAAAACUUGUGAUAAUAAAUUUAUGUCAACUGGUGCAGCUAAUAAUGAUCGUGCACGUAAAGAUCAUUGUGCUAGUUCACCUUGUCGUAAUGGAGGUGAAUGUGUUGGAUUACGUACAACAUUUUAUUGUAGAUGUAAAUCGCCUCACUAUGGAAUAAGUUGCGAUAAAAAACUUGGAGUAAAACGCGAACAAAUUGAUGAGGAAUCAAUGGCAUCUGAACAAGAUUUACAUUUAUAUGAACGUGAAUUACAAGAAGAUACAGAAGAUUUACGACGAGCUCUUGCUAAUGAAGAUAUCUCUGAAAAUAAUGAAUAA